GCACUUGUUAGCGUGGAAGAGCUGACGAGUCAGGCACAGUGGUUUACUACUACAGUUCCCAUGUAGCUUAGCUUAAUCCUGUAAUCGCAUUUUACUUUGAUGUUAUGUGUUUUGGAUUGAUCUGCUGGCCCGUUAUUUGCUUCAUGGGUUUUCGUGGAUAGAAGGAGAUUGUCUUUGAGUUGUUCUUCAAUUUUCUAAUCUUAUUCAGCAAGAAUGGCUGCCUCCAUACGAGAACGUCAAGCAGUUGCCAUCAAGAGAAUGCUGCAUUUUGGAAAUCCAGUAACCAAAGCAUCAAGUAUGGAACCAGAAUGGAAAGUCUUGAUUUAUGAUAGAUUCGGUCAAGAUAUUAUUUCACCUUUAUUAUCUGUUAGUGAAUUGAGAGACAUGGGAGUUACAUUAUACUUGUCUCUUCAUAGUGACAGAGAUCCAGUACCAGACGUUCCUGCCAUAUAUUUUAUUUUACCAACAGAUGAAAAUAUAACAAGAAUGUGUCGGGAUAUGCAAAAUGAGCUUUAUGAAGGAUAUUACUUUAAUUUCAUAUCCGCUAUUCCGAGACAUAAAUUAGAAGAUCUUGCGAGUGCUGCUGUAUUAGCGAAUGCGGAAUCUUAUGUUACUAAAGUUUUCGAUCAAUAUUUAAAUUUCAUCAGUCUUGAAGAUAACAUGUUUCUUUUGAGAAAUCAAAACAAAGAUGCGAUUUCAUAUUACAGUAUCAAUAAAACUGCCAUCAAAGACACAGAAAUGAUGAGCAUAAUUGAUGCAAUUGUUGACAGUCUUUAUUGUGUGUUUGUAUGUCUUGGUGCAAUUCCAAUAAUCAGAUGUCCACGAGGCAACGCAGCGGAAAUGGUUGCGGAAAGACUGGAUAAAAAACUGAGAGAAAAUAUUAGAGAUGCCAGAAACAGUUUCUUCUCUGCAACAUCAUCUGGUUCAGCAAGUUUGGGUCAAUCACCCGGUGGACAGUUUUCGUUUCAAAGGCCUCUGCUUGUGAUUAUGGAUCGAAACAUCGACCUUGCUACUCCACUGCAUCAUACAUGGACUUAUCAAGCAUUGAUACAUGAUGUUUUGGAUUUCAACCUGAACAGUGUCACAGUCCACGAAUCAUCAGGAGGUGGAGAUGAUCUCGGAGCAGGUGCCAGACCCAAGAAAAAGAAAGAUCAAACAUUUAAUCUUUCACCAUUAGAUAGAUUUUGGCAAAAAUAUAAAGGAAAUCCAUUCCCUGAAGUAGCUGAAGCUGUACAAAGUGAAAUUGAGGAAUAUAGAGGCCAUGAAGAAGAAGUGCAAAGAUUGAAAGCUGCCAUGGGUCUUGCAGGUGCUGAAGAAGGUGCUCCUGUUGAUAUAUCUGAUAACACUGCCAAGUUAACUUCUGCUGUCAAUACAUUGCCUGAAUUAUUGGAAAAGAAACGAUUAAUUGACAUGCAUACUACAAUAGCAACAUCGGUUCUCGAUUUUAUCAAGAUGAGAAAACUGGACGAAUAUUUCGAAAUGGAAGAAAAAUUGAUGAGUAAAGCAAAUAUUGAUAAAUCAUUGAUGGAUUUCAUAUCUGAUCCAGAAGCUGGGACGCCUGAUGAUAAACUUCGUUUGUUCCUAAUUUAUUACAUCUGUCAGUCUCAGUCAGCACAACCUAUUUCUGAUCAGGAUGUCGACCAAUAUGCUCAAGCUCUUGAAGCUGCGAGAUGUAACCUUGAACCUCUGAAAUACAUCAAACGAUGGAGGCAAUAUUCAAUGAUGAAUUCCAGUUCCUCCCCACAGCAAUAUAGAGGUGGAGGUAUCAAGACUAUUGGAAUGUUCUCUCACAUCAUGAGCACUGGCUCUCAGUUUGUGAUGGAAGGAGUGAAAAAUUUAGUUGUCAAGAAACACAACUUACCGGUCACAAGAAUAGUAGAUUCGCUUAUGGAAAUGAAAUCAAAUACGGAUAUUGAUAAUUACAGAUAUUUUGAUCCAAAGCUAGCGAAAUCUAUGGAAGGUGGUGCAAGAAACAAAGUACCUUACUCUGAGGCAAUUGUAUUUCUUGUUGGUGGAGGCAACUACAUUGAGUAUCAAAAUUUGAUGGAUUAUGUCAAGAGUAAAUCUGGUAAAAGAAUAUCAUAUGGAUGUAGUGAAUUAUUCAAUGCUUCACAAUUUUUAAAACAGCUGGCGCAUCUGGGAUCUGAAAUAUCAUAGGAGAACAGCAUGGGAAACACAUGGAGAUGAUUUAUAUUAAGUCUGCACACCGAGUAGAAUG
Messenger RNA from Styela clava, 2218 nucleotides. Its product is annotated as sec1 family domain-containing protein 1-like. The record is from RefSeq and is a predicted model, not a curated record. Gene Ontology annotation, biological process: vesicle-mediated transport. NCBI's taxonomy places the organism in Eukaryota, Metazoa, Chordata, Ascidiacea, Stolidobranchia, Styelidae.